Molecule: messenger RNA, 1882 nt
Organism: Zophobas morio
Lineage: Eukaryota; Metazoa; Arthropoda; Insecta; Coleoptera; Tenebrionidae
Product: WD repeat-containing protein 43-like
Exons: 13
Coding region: 18-1841 (607 amino acids)
Biological process (GO): maturation of SSU-rRNA from tricistronic rRNA transcript (SSU-rRNA, 5.8S rRNA, LSU-rRNA)
Cellular component (GO): nucleolus
Molecular function (GO): protein binding
Source: RefSeq, a predicted model, not a curated record
ACUGAUGACUUUAAGUGAUGGCAAUCAUUCAAUCUUAUGAUGCUUUCUUAGGCUUUUAUGCAGUUGCAACAGCUGAUGGAAGGUUAAGAGUUUGGGAGAGCCUUACAGAGGGGGGUAACUUAAAAGUUAACUUUACCUUCAAGUCUAAUUUGGCUGAUGGCUUCUUCUCAAUUUCUUGGUCUAAUUGCCUUAGCCCAGAGAAAGAUAAUGGCAUACUACAAAUCUUUCUAGUUGCUUUGGGGUCUCGUUUGGGCAAUAUUUAUGUAUUUGACGUUAAGAAGGGGGAAAUUUAUAAACAACUAAAAGGUCAUAAAGAUGCUGUCAACUCUUUGGUUUUCGGUGAAAGCAAUGCUAAAUUGUACUCGUGCUCAUCAGAUAGAUAUAUUAUUGAGUGGUGUAUCUCCACUGAGCAACCUCUGAGGAGUUGGAUCGGAGACACUCAGCCUUUACAUUCUCUUUUUUGUAAUAAGCAUUGUUUUCUCUCUGCGGGGCGUACUAUUAAAAAUUGGGAUGUCGUUAAAAAAAAAAUCCUUAAAAAAUACAGCGGCCACGAAAAUUUUAUUAAGCAACUACUACUUUCGCCAAAUGGAGAAUUUUUUUUAACAUUAGCAGAAGAGGACCGUUUUGUAUAUGUUUGGCCCCUGGAGGGCCCUUCCCAGCAGGACACCGUUAACUCGGUGGCUGUACUCUCUGCAGCCUCUUCUGCUUUGUGGAUGGAUUUAUGCUCUUCUGGAUCUGGCGAGUUUUGUGUUACGUUGAUUGUGACAUGUGAGAAUCUUCAAGUGUGGAAUAUUCCCUACUCAUUGCUACACAAGGACUCGACACCUAAGAACUCUUUGAGCCCAAACUGCACUAUUAACAUAGUAGCGAACAACGGAAAGUGUUUACCGCUAUUGAGUGCUAAGUUUACCAGGAACUCUGAGAUACAAGAAGUCCUCAUUGCGUAUGGCUCGAGCUUGAAGCCUCUAUUUGUCUUAGAAAGCUGCGUCUCCGGCAGUGGUGAGUGGAGGGAGCAUGUAACCAUUACAGAGGAAAGAAACUUGGAGGUUUAUAUUGAAGGGAAACUGCGGGAAAAGUCCCCCCGCGCGCCGCAAUCACCAAUGAUUCUUGGCCCUCUCGACUUGCAAACGCCCGGGGACAAGGUGACGUGCGAGGAACUGAUGGAUGAGACUCCUCUUCCUGCGGGUGUCGAGAGCGAAGGGUGCUGUGAACAGGAGAUUCCCAUUUUCGAGCGGCUAAAGAAAAGUGAAGGGGACAGUUCGGUUCCUUACGCCAUUGAUCCGAACCCUCCGACUGCGGACUCGUUGGGCAGACUCCUAGUGCAAGCAUUGAAGAGCGGCGACCGCCAGCAAAUGGGAGACGUUUUAUCGAACCAUAAUACGUCCAUUAUCGCCAAUACCGUCGCACGCCUUCCGAACGCCCACGUGAUCCCCUUUUUAAGUCAUCUUGUUAAUGAGUUUCAAGCGAAACCGAAUCGGGGGCUUGAGCUUAUCCCGUGGAUCCGCGCAGUCAUGCUUUUCCACAUGUCCUACUUGAUGACUGUGCCUAAACUUCUGGAGAGUCUGGGCGGGUUGCAUCGCCUCGUGGAUGCUCGGCUUUCGGUGUUCAAAAAACUGUUGAAGCUCAACGGGAGACUGGACCUUCUUCUUUCCCAAAUCAACACCCGCGGCACGCCUGGCGAGAACGACCAUUUGACGACUCCCAGCCACGUGCAACAGGAAGAAGAUACGGACAGUUCUGGUGAGAGCGAUGCGGCCGUGGACACGGUUCAAUACGGAGAAGACGAGCAGGAAAGCACCACGGCCAGCGACGGGGACGGGCCCGAUAAUAAAGAUGCCUAGUGAGUUAUGAAACUUUUAUUUUAGAGGGUUGCGGUGAGGCU